AUGACGCACUUCUGUCGUUAAUCUUAAAUUACCGAUUACUUGACUGUAAACGAGAUUAAAAGUGAAAUAUUUAAUAAAUUAUUUUAGAAUUAUUUUUCCCAGGACAACAUUUUCCCUUGUUUUUUUCCCUUCGAAAGGGAAAUGAAAAUUUAACAGUUGCAGUAAGCUGGAAACUUCGACUUCAACUAUCAAAAUAUUUUUAAGUAGUUUUUUUAAAAACUUUGCUGGCAAUUACAGGAAAAAAAGUUUAAUAUUGCUAUGGCGGUUCUUAGUUGAUGUUAUGUUUGUGUUUAUAUUGCAAAUCUUUAUAUUGUUGUUGUACUAUGUCAACUGGGCCAUAAGGUCUUAAAUGUCUGUGUUUCAACUUGUUAAUCCUACUAUUGUCAUGGACGCAAUUACUGGCACUAGCAGUAGCCUGGAUUCUCACGGACCAGAGCAAAUAUAUACUUACGCUGUGUUAAAAGAUUCAACAUGUACGGAAGUUAUGACUUGUACUGAAGGAAAUGAAACGGAUGGCAUGGAAUCCAGUAUGGAUCUUGCUUUGGUCUCUACAAAUCAUAAAAAAAAGAGAUCUGGAGGAUCAUUGAAAGAAAAAAGAGAACCCACGAAAAAGACCUGGCGUGGACGCCUGUCUCAUACAGACGAAAAGCCGUGGCGGAAACAAAAAUUUAUAGAUAAGUGGACUGAAGAUGAAAAAUUUAAAGGGUGGCUUGCACGCCACCCUGAAGAUCAAACUCUCGCGCGUUGUGUAUCAUGUAAUCAAGAGCUAGUUGCCGGUAAAAGUGAACUUAUUAAACAUUCAAAAACUGUUAAACAUAUAAAAUCUUUACAAAGCUUUGAUUCUUCUUCCAUUGUUGAAACUGAGAGCAGUCCAUCAAAAGGAAAUAGUCAACCCAUGCUUGUAUGGGUUUUAAAUGAUCAAGAAUGUCAGGCCACAACAGAAGUUAAGUAUCUUUCUGGUUUUGGCAGUGAUCUCACUUCUGAAGAUCCCAGGUGUCCUAAUUCUUUGCCAUGGGGCCAGAACAAUCCACAAGUAUGCCCGUAUGGCUUGUAUGCGGAACAACUAUCUGGAACUGCCUUUACUGCACCUCGAGAGCACAACAGACGAACGUGGUUCUAUAGAAUUAGGCCGUCUGUGUUGCAUAUGCCUUUCAAACCUAUUAACUGUGGUAAUCUAACUCAUGAUUGGUCAGAAAAUAGUCCUAACCCCAAUCAAUUGAGAUGGAAGCCAUUCCCUAUUCCUGACAGAGAUCUUGAACAAGUUGAUUUUGUUGAGGGUCUGAAAACAGUUUGUGGUGCUGGCGAUCCCACAAUUAGACAUGGAGUUGCUAUACAUAUAUACCUGUGUAACGUAUCCAUGGAAGAUAAGUGUUUUUAUAAUUCUGAUGGUGAUUUCCUUAUAGUUCCUCAACAGGGAAGACUUACGAUAACAACAGAAUUUGGUCGUAUGUAUGUUGAACCUAAUGAGAUUUGUGUUAUGCAACAAGGAAUGAAAUUCAACGUUGCGGUUGAAGGACAAAGUCGAGGGUAUAUGUUAGAAGUUUUUGAUGCACAUUUUAACCUGCCUUAUUUAGGACCAAUUGGUGCCAAUGGUCUUGCAAAUCCUAGAGAUUUUUUAACACCCGUUGCCUUGUAUGAAGACAGAGAGGUGUCCAAUUAUAUUGUGAUUAAUAAGUUUCAAGGAAAACUUUUUGCUGCUCAACAGAGUCAUUCUCCAUUUGAUGUUGUUGCAUGGCAUGGAAAUUAUGUUCCUUACAAAUACAAUUUGUCUAAUUUCAUGGCUAUUAAUUCUGUUUCAUUUGACCAUCCUGAUCCAUCCAUUUUCACAGUCUUAACCUGCCCAUCAACUAGACCGGGUAUAGCGAUUGCAGAUUUUGUAAUUUUUCCACCUCGUUGGGGAGUUGCAGAAGGAACAUUUAGACCACCUUACUAUCAUAGAAACUGCAUGAGUGAAUUUAUGGGACUAAUUUUUGGUGCUUAUGAAGCAAAGGAAACUGGAUUUAUGCCUGGUGGUGCAACAUUACACAAUAUGAUGACUCCUCACGGCCCUGAUGCUGAGUGCUUUAAUAAAGCUUCCACAGUAAAACUCACUCCAGAGAAAGUUGCAGAAAAUACAAUGGCCAUCAUGUUCGAAACUUCCCUCAGCCUUAGAUUAACCAAUUGGGGAGAAAAGAACUGUCAACAAUUAGAUCCAGAGUACUAUAAAUGUUGGCAAUCUUUAAAAAAGAACUUUGAUCCUAAUUGGAAAAAUAAUCUGUCUGAAAUUGUAUGACAAAACAUAUAGGACUGAUGUUAUUGCAAUAACAAUAUUCAAACUGUUCAAAAAUGGUUUUAUUCAUCUGCCUUUUUGAUGAAAAAAAUAUAUUUUAUCUUGACCUGUUAUGCAUUUUGUUAUAUCAUAUUUGUAUAAAUAAAUAUUCUUAUUUUGAUAUA
Parasteatoda tepidariorum (common house spider) is the source of this 2433-nucleotide messenger RNA. RefSeq names its product homogentisate 1,2-dioxygenase (gene hgo). The record is from RefSeq and is a predicted model, not a curated record. Gene Ontology annotation, cellular component: cytoplasm. Lineage: Eukaryota; Metazoa; Arthropoda; Arachnida; Araneae; Theridiidae. Gene Ontology annotation, molecular function: homogentisate 1,2-dioxygenase activity. Gene Ontology annotation, biological process: L-phenylalanine catabolic process.